UCAGGGUCCUGGGAUCAAGUCCAGUGUCCGGCUCCUCGCUCAGUGGGGUGUCUGCUUCUCCCUCUCCCUCCUUCCCUUUCUCUUUCUCUCUCUCUAAAACAAACAAACAAAAAAAUUUGCUUGCUGGUCUUAUUCCUGGCCCCAUCCUACCUCUCAGAUGGUAACUUCACUUCUGCAUCACUGAGAAAAUUAUCCAAAAUGAACUCCUUUUCCUUCAUAUCCCCGCAGACUUGCUCUUUCCCCCCACACUGCUGUGGUCUGUGAACAUGAUGAGCCUCUUUGCUGACACUCUGGACUUUUGUUUUUCUGAGGGUCUUUUUCCCUUUCUCCCUUAUAAUUUCAGUUUUUCCUCAUGCUUAUCUCCUUAGCUGGCAGACAUGCUCCAGUGUCCCUCCAGAACCUACCCUCCUCGGGUUGUAAUUGCUCUCUUACUUCUAUGUUUCAAGAGGUUAUUUUGGUCUGUGAUGCUGAGCAGAACCAGACCCAUAACCACUGGGAGCAGCAAAGGUGAGUGUCUAACACAGCCAGUCUACGCUGUGCGGUCUUGUGGGAAUCCAGACCCUCAGACCCAUGUCUCUUUAGGCUCCGCUGGUGCUGACACUCCGUCCGCUGACUCAGAGCUCUGGUGUUGGAGCUCAGUGCAUCCACGGGCUGUCCCAGUCCCUGCCACAUCAGCUGCUUUCCCGAGCACCUCACUGUAUCUUCCCAGGGCCCAGACUGUGGCUUUUGGCCCUUUAGGUUCCACAAUCCCCAUGGCUUACUAUCUGCUUGGUCCCAUCUGUCCACCUGGCUCAAUAGUGCUGGUGGAAGGAGGGUAUUUUGCAGGUCCCAGUUCCAGAGCUGGGGCUACUUCUGGCAGCAUUCCUCCUCCACCCCCAGAUGCUUUCCCAGCCAGUGUCCUUGGAACUCAGUGGAAGGGAAGCCUCUUCAUGGGUGGCUUAGCUGGUGGCUCCAGCAUCUGGUGAGGAGCCAGGCCACCAGCUGGGAAAGACAUCACGUACCUUCAGCACGAUCACAGUUCGGCGACCUCACGUUUCACUUCAGACACAGGUUGCGGGGUCUUUCUGGUGCCGAAACUUUUCAAAUUUAAUGAGAAACCAUAUUAUGGUAGCAGUAUCUCCCUGAAGCAUUUUGAUGUAGGGAGGUAGCCGUUCAUAAACUAAUGUAGGCGAAGCAGCCCUAAGGAUCUUCCUUGAAUUCCUCCAGAAUUAUACUGUACCAUACUGGUCUUUGCUUUUAGUAAUGAAAUAUCACAUUACGCUUGGAAGGAACUUUCAUCUUCCUAAGACUUAAAGUUGCCAUAUUAUUCUGCUUGGUCGUUAGUCUCCUUUAAGUCUUUGAUUUAUAGUGCAUGUCAAAAAUAAAACACCUUAGUUUUCUGACUUUGCCUUUCCAUCCUUGCUUCACGUCCCACCCUCAAACCUUGUCUUCUGUUCCUCCUGCCAUUCUUCAUUGAAUCCGUGUUGCAGGAUGGGCCAGUCAGACUAAGUUCUUCCUUCUCCUUGCACAUCUCCCCAUGUGCUAUCUUUAGUCUUUCACAAGGAUCCUCUGAAACCCCGUCUGUACUCUAAGCACAGAUCCCAUUGCUUCUGCUUUUAUGUCUGCCUCUUUGACCUUCCUCACAGGUGGUUUCAUCAGACAUGAGCCAAACCUGAAUUUUCUUUGGUGCCAGAAAAACUGAGGUUCGUUGAACAAAGAACUUCAGUACAAACUGUACUGAAAACCAGUUUGCUUAAAAUCUGAGGGGCAGUGAGGAGGAUGCCUUUCAAAAGCCUUAUGACUUUAGAGCCAAUUAAAGGGGAAUUUUCAGAUCAAAAUUUGGUUGCCAUUUGUCAGCCUGCUGGAUGCAGCCACUCAUGGCUCCCGAGAAUUCCUAAGCUGGGUUAAUGGGGUCAUAUUGUGAAUGCCUCACCUCCGAGUGAUUUGAGUCCAGUGAAAUCUCAUUAGGGUUAAGAAUGUUUGGGGAUCCUUAGUACUUUGAUUUUUGUUUUCUGAAAUUGGGCUUUAUUUUAUCUUGUAAUUUCAGUUCAUCUAAAUAUGUUCUGUACAUGUGACAUUUGGCUUACGCCAUUGAUUAUCAUGGAAAUUCUCUGUUGUAUGUUUCUCUUUGCACUGUGGCGCACUUGUGAAUUUUUUUAUACUCAAAAUGUAGAGUGAAGACUGUUUUGAAGAUUUUAAUAAAGUAGUGACACUGCAUUACAGAAAAAAUAAAGGUUAUUUUCUCCACAGUUAAUCCUCAGUCCCCAUGGUCCCAUUUUCACCACCACUGCCAUUCCACCGAACUACUUGCACAGGCCACUGUGCCCUCUUUUUUGGCAAAUCCAGUGCCUUCUGUACUGUCAGCCUACUCUCCCGCCCUUCGGCAUGUGACAUUGUGGCUAAUACCCUCUUCCCGGAGCUUUUCCUCUCUUGGUUUCCCUAACACUCUCCUAGGUUUUCUUUGCCUCCAUUGCUCCUCCUUCACCAUCUCCUCUCCCAGACCCUUACCUGGCAAUGCUUUAUGGUGCCCUGUCCCGGGUCUUCACUUACUCUGUAGUUGGUCUGUGGACUGUGAUACCCACUCCCAUGGUUUUGUAUAACUCCUUGCUAAUACAGCCAGCUCUGGUCUUUUUCUUUUUCUUUUUUUUUUUUUUUAUUAAAAGAUUUUAUUUAUU
Ailuropoda melanoleuca (giant panda) is the source of this 2654-nucleotide messenger RNA. Its product is annotated as DAZ-associated protein 2-like. The record is from RefSeq and is a predicted model, not a curated record. NCBI's taxonomy places the organism in Eukaryota, Metazoa, Chordata, Mammalia, Carnivora, Ursidae.